CGUCGUCUGCCCUGCCAGACGAGUGCGAGACGGCAUACGAGGAGCGUUAACUGCCGACUGGCCUUCAUAUUUCACCAAAUUACUCGUCAUUUAUAUAAUGGCAGACUUAAAGAUCGAUACUGGAAAUCCGGUGCUCGAUGAGAAAAUCACCGAGUGGUUGAAGUGGGAUAAGAAUGAGCGGACGCGGGCCGAAGUGGAGCAGCUGGUGCGUCAAGGCGACGUGGACCAGCUGGAGAAGAUCAUGGUGCACCGCAUGGUGUUCGGGACGGCGGGUCUGCGGGGUCGCAUGGGCGCUGGCUACGCCCUCAUGAACGACCUCGUCAUCAUUCAGACGUCGCAGGGAUUCAGCAAGUACUUGGGAGAGGUGAAUCCAGAAUCCAAGACAAAAGGUGUCGUAAUUGGACAUGACAGUCGACACAAUAGCCACAGGUUUGCCCGACUAGCAGCAGCAGCGUUUUUGAAUAACGGUAUUCCAGUCUACUUGCUUGGUAAAAUUGUACCAACUCCUUUUGUGCCAUUCACUGUCCUACAGUAUGGAGCAGCUGCUGGUGUGAUGGUCACAGCAUCUCACAAUCCAAAGGAUGAUAAUGGUUAUAAAGUUUACUGGGAAAAUGGUGCUCAGAUCAUUCCCCCUCAUGACUCAGGAAUACAAAAAUCUAUUGAAGAAAACCUGAGCCCUUGGGAAGAUGCCUGGGCUGUAGAGAAGGCCUUGGCAGAUCCCAGACUUACUGACCCCCUGGACGACAUCUCCAACAAGUAUUUCUCCAAGCUGGGGUCUUCUAUGCUGAAUAAAGAAAAAAACCAAAGUUCGCCGCUGACCUUCACACUGACAGCCAUGCAUGGUGUUUCGCAUGACUAUAUGGUGGAAGCUUUCAAAGUGUGUGGAUUCAAGCCUUUUGUCCCAGUUAAGGAACAGAUGAUACCAGACCCAGAGUUCCCAACAGUCAAGUUCCCAAACCCAGAGGAGGGCAAGAGUGCUCUGGACCUCUCGUUUAAAACUGCCAAUGAAAAUGGUUCAUCUGUCAUUCUAGCUAAUGAUCCUGAUGCAGACAGAUUGGCUGUGGCAGAGAAGUUGCCAAGUGGGCAGUGGAAAGUUUUCACUGGUAAUGAAGAGGGAGGGCUUUUGGGCUGGUGGGCGUGGCACCUCAGCCGCCAACUCACUCCUAACAUCCCACCCAGUGACUGCUACAUGAUUGCCUCCACUGUCUCUUCAAAGAUUCUGAGGGCUAUAGCAAACAAGGAAGGAUUUCAUUUUGUGGAAACCUUAACAGGCUUCAAAUGGAUGGGCAACGAAGCUCAUGACCUGAUACAGAAAGGCAAAACUGUUCUCUUUGCUUUUGAAGAAGCCAUUGGGUUUAUGAAUGGCAGUGAGGUUUUGGAUAAGGAUGGUGUUUCGGCAGCAAUGCGUCUUGCUGAAAUGGCAACUUUCCUGAAGGUGGACCACAACAUGACACUAUUUGACAAACUACAGGAUAUUUACAAGACAUAUGGAUACCAUAUAUGUAACAACUCAUAUUACAUCUGUCAUGACCAGAAAGUUAUUAGUAAGAUGUUCGAGAGAAUAAGGAAUUUUAAUGGACCAGACUCUUAUCCUAAAUCAGUGUGCAACGGCAAGUUCACAAUAUCUGAGGUGCGUGAUUUGACAACUGGCUACGAUUCCUCUCAGCCAGACAAGAAAGCCAUACUUCCAGUGUCGGCCUCAAGCCAGAUGAUCACUUUCUCAUUCUCCAAUGGGUGUGUUCUCACCCUCAGGACCAGUGGAACAGAGCCUAAGAUCAAGUACUACUCAGAGAUGUGUGCCAAGCCUGAACAACAAGACUGGAGUGCCCUUGAAGCUGAACUAGCAGAACUUGUGGAAGGUGUCAUUCAAGAAAUGAUGGAGCCAGAGAAAAACAGCCUCAUUCCCAGAGCAGAUUAAGAGAUAUUGUUGCCUUGUUGAACGUGGAAUUAAGCAGUAAUGUCUUUAGGAAAGGGAUAAGUGUGUGCCAUACUAUUUAAAAAAAGACAAGUUAACACUUCUCAGUUGAAAUAUUUACAGGUGCUGCCAUUUGUUGGCCAGUAUUUUUUUUUUUUUUUUUCCAUUUCCAAGGUUAUCAGUAUUUUUAUGUCUUUGUAAAUAUAUAAUAUUUUUAAUAUAUAUAGAUAAGACCACUGUACUUGGGUUCACAUGUUUAUUUGUCAUAAAGCUGUACUUUAGUUUAAUAAGAAAAUUUUGUUUAUAUUGAUAUUAGUUAAUGUAUAAUAUUAUUCAAAUGCACAAUUGUUAAGAUCUAAUUGAUGAUUUUGUAGCAGGCUAACCAGAGCUAUGCCUUUAUAGGUUUGAAAAAGCAAGAUCUCCAGUUUUGAUUUUCUUCAAAUAAAUGAAUAUUGAUAUACAAACUAUUACAAAGUACCAGGUUAUAUUUUGAUGUCAGAUAUGUUAAAAACACACGUAAUAUAUUAUUAAACCAUAUAUUACAA
Penaeus chinensis is the source of this 2460-nucleotide messenger RNA. RefSeq names its product phosphoglucomutase-2-like. Gene Ontology annotation, biological process: carbohydrate metabolic process; purine ribonucleoside salvage. The record is from RefSeq and is a predicted model, not a curated record. Bases 98 to 1918 code for a protein of 606 amino acids. Gene Ontology annotation, molecular function: phosphopentomutase activity; magnesium ion binding. The transcript is spliced from 12 exons. NCBI's taxonomy places the organism in Eukaryota, Metazoa, Arthropoda, Malacostraca, Decapoda, Penaeidae.